AACGGGACAAGUUGCAGGUGGCCCUGGCAUGGUCACCGUCGCAGGAGCAUUUAGUAAAUAUCCUCCGACCCAAACACCUUCCAGCUUGAUGUCUUCGUCCAGUCCUGCUCCUGCAACCACGGCGGGAGCAACAGCUCCUCCAACCCUCGCAUCACCAGUACCACCAGUAUCACAUCAAACAUCUUCUACUAUGGUACUAGCACCAGU
Molecule: messenger RNA, 207 nt
Organism: Amoebophrya sp. A25
Lineage: Eukaryota; Dinophyceae; Syndiniales; Amoebophryaceae
Source: the annotation of a GenBank genome assembly